CCCCCCGUUAAGCCUAAACGGCAGCCUGGCCAGAGUAAGCGGUCCUUCUCUGACCUUCGUAUGGCUACCAGGAUCCUGGAGCGCUACGGUGGCCAGAAUGACCCUCAGUUAUCUGAGAGGCAUUCUCAGACGCUCGAGUGGGCCAGGAAGGUGGUCAGAGGAGCAGAGGAGGGCAGCGGAAAGGGAGUGGAAGCGAGCGCUCCACACCCGGGCUCGGGAGUAAAAAGGCAACGCUCCCAGGAGGAGGACGUCUCCAAAGAGAAGAGACCCAAGAUUGGUGGUGGCCCACCAAAAUCGUUUAGCGAAGUCGCUAAGCAGGCGGGCUCCAUCAUUCUCGGGGUGAUGGACAGCGGUAGAGAAGACGGCGCUAUCUCUAGGGAGGAGUGGAAGAGGGUAGCGUCCGCCAUCUCUGCCGUAUUCAUGAAGGUGGUGAGGGAAAACCCUGGACCACCUCCAAGCUGUGAAAGUGCCGGAUGGCACUACGGUUCCUACAAGAGAAUCGUCUGCGCUGACGAACGGUCAGCUUUGAUGUAUAGGGCGGCAGUAGCCUUGGUGGGAGAGGUAUGGGAGGGAGCCAAGCUGAAGGUAGUGGACAGAAGGGAUCUACCUGUGCGUCCGCGGGCACGUGUCUGGCUCCCCUCCGAACCCUCUGCUUCGAAGGAGAUGGAGGAAAUCCUCCGCUACUGUAACCCCAAACUUCCCACGCACAACUGGAGGGUGGUUAAGGUGGAGAAGACUGAGGGAUCCUAUCGGCAAGCGCUGAUUCUGCUGAAUGCAGAGUCUCUCAGUCCUCUUGCUGAAGCAAAGGGGAUCAUCAACUAUGGCUUCGAGAAGGUAGUCCUUAAGGUCUACCAUACCGAUGCCAGAGGAGAUGCCCCCGCACAUCCGGAAGUGCUGGGAGAAGCAAGGCCCACAGUAGAGGAAGCUCCUGUGGACAUGGAGGUAGAUUCCGUCACGUCGGAGGGUGACAAUGCUUAUGACGUCCGCUCUUUACCGGGGUCCGUCAUAAGCAUCGGGUCGUUCUUCGACAGGGCGGAGGAGGAGAGGCUUCUGGCCUCGGAGAGCGAGGACGCCGUCCUGGAGGUGAUGGAG
Molecule: messenger RNA, 1092 nt
Organism: Anastrepha obliqua
Lineage: Eukaryota; Metazoa; Arthropoda; Insecta; Diptera; Tephritidae
Exons: 1
Source: RefSeq, a predicted model, not a curated record